AGGAGGAAGAAAGUGUAAGGUUUGAGGCUGUGGCUACUUCCUGCCAUGUUCAUUUCCUAAUCGCUCUCAGCCAAGAACAGAACAUUUCUGUUCAGUGUGUGUGUUUAUAUUCAGCGAGGAAAUGUUUCUGUUAACGUCCACACUGAUAUUCAUCUCUGCAGUAACAGAGUGUUACGCCGUGCAGACGCUGAAAUGUGAAUACACACCCGAGAAUAAAGGACUGCAGAGAGUUUGGUGUAAACAAGAUGCAAACAAUCACAGCUGCUGCACAGGUUUCUCCUUCAGUUCGCAAAUGGACAACGAUCAACUGAGCGUGACUGAGCAUGGUGGCUUCUUUACCGUCUCUGUGAAGAGUCUGCCUCAGGGUGAUGGGGUUUACUGGUGUGGACUCGUGAAAAGCCCAAACGUCAUCAUCAAGCUGAACGAGCAGAGGAUAUAUAAUUCGAUGGAUUUUGUCUGGAGCGUCAUGCGCUGGCUGUUCUUAGCAGGACUCCUUGUAGCUGUAAUUUCUACUCAUGUGUGCUGCAGAGGGACCAAAGAAAAGGAGUGAUGCAUGCAGUAGGAAACUGUACAGAAGGAAAACAGAAGACUUUUAAUGCAGAGAUGUUGUUAGGACUAACAAUCUAUUACAAUAUUUAACUUAUACUUUGUGCAUAAAGUUUAAAAAUGUAUAUGUGAAUGUGCUUGUGGAUGUGUGUGUACCUUUAGGAUUGGAGAUCGUUAUCUCAGAUUAUGACUCUCAGAUUAGCCAAUGUGAAUCUCCAGGGAUUAUCCGAUACGAUAUUAUUAUGAUGCGAUUCUGUGAAUAUCACGAUUUUAUUUUAAAACAAUUUUUUUUUUUACAAUUUUAAGAUCUAUAACAUAGUCAUAACUCAAAGGUUUUAUAUUUCACCUUCUGUUCAAUGACUUUUCAAAUUACUUUUACACGAGUAAUUAUAUGUAGCCUGUUCUAUUAAAAAACCAAGCGCAGCAUUUAAACAAUAGACACUUCAAAGACAAGAGUGUAACAUUUAACUUCAAACAGAAUAAAACAAAAAAGCUACAUUGUUACUGAGCAGCGCAUGUCUCUGUCAUCUGCUUAUUAGAUAUAUUUCUAAACCAACUUAUCAAAUAUUUAACUCUGAUCACGAACAUAGUGGGAAUGGUUCAGAGUGCGCCACCUGUAGGAUUACAAAGAAACAGCAAUGUUUUAAAGCCUUAAACGCCUUUAAAGUGUUAAAACUCUUGACAGUGAGAAUGUUGGUUAAGUAGCAGUGGGGCUUCGAGCGCACACGAUUUUCCACACUAAUAAGCGCCAGUGGUGCUUUGGGCCUGGUGUAAUAAGCGUGUGCAAUGAGUGGAUGUUGAGAUUAAUUCGCUCAUUAACUCAUGUUUGAAGAAAAAGGCAGAUCCGUUUAAAAAAAAAAAUGUGUUUCUGUUGCAACGCUCGGUUGAUAAUGAGGCCGAUGGGGUGAUUCUCAUUCAUGGCUGAUUAAACUAAAAAAAAUGGAUAAUUCAGGUCACUGGAUGAUCGACCAAUGCAUCUGUAGUACAAAUCUAUUUUGCAGUCUGUAUGAAGGCGAUAUAUGAAGGAAGAAUUCAGAUUCAUUACAUAAUCUAUUUUUUCCCUCCCAUAUCUGGUAGUUAGCUCGGUCACGGAUGGAGGAAUGGAUGGAUGGAUGGAUGGAUGGAUGGAUGGAUGGAGGGAUGGAUGGAUGGAGGGAUGGAGGAAUGCAUGGAUGGAUGUUCUUAGCUGGAAAGAACAGAAUGCAUUGCGGUCUUUUGUAGCCCGUAUCAUGUACUUUAAAGUUUUACAUAAAGUGCUCAGAAAUGCUUUUCUGCCCAUCAUUGUUGUAAAAAAAUUGGUUAUACUGUAGCUUCCCUGUCAGCUCUGGCACGGUAUACUCAUAGACAGAUAUAUAGUAAGAAGCCACAAGCUUCCUGUAACUGGUUAGAAACACUGACGCUUGCAUGAAAUGUUAAAAAAAGUAGAAAUGUUCCAGUCCUGAAUGCCGAGUCUCGCUUUCACACAAAACCGAAUCAGCUUUCAGAUCUGAUCGAAAAAUCUAAUCAUCAAGCCAAUGGGUUUUUUUUCCCCACUUUAUAAAGUGUAUAAUGUGCUUUUGAGUAAACAUACUGUAAGUAGACAUUGUUUAUGGAGAGUAACGAAGGAAAAAAUCAGCAACUGGUGGUGUUCAGGAUGAAUAAAUGUGUUUCGUGGAAUGUAAAUCUGUUUAUUUCAAUUAAAAAUGAUGAAAAAUAA
Messenger RNA from Clarias gariepinus (North African catfish), 2242 nucleotides. RefSeq lists its product as uncharacterized. The record is from RefSeq and is a predicted model, not a curated record. The coding region runs from base 122 to 550 and encodes 142 amino acids. The transcript has 5 exons. Lineage: Eukaryota; Metazoa; Chordata; Actinopteri; Siluriformes; Clariidae.